This is a messenger RNA of Apiotrichum porosum, 882 nucleotides long. RefSeq lists its product as uncharacterized. The record is from RefSeq and is a predicted model, not a curated record. The transcript has a single exon. NCBI's taxonomy places the organism in Eukaryota, Fungi, Basidiomycota, Tremellomycetes, Trichosporonales, Trichosporonaceae. Bases 1 to 882 code for a protein of 293 amino acids.
AUGCCGUCAUCAGUAUCACAUCCAGUUUGGCCUCUGGCGCCGCCGUCAGCAUCCGACACGGCCCUGGGUCUCGGGCUCGGUGCCGUCAGCUUGGUCGAGGCCAUGGACGCAUCACCGCACGAUGGCUACUGGUCUUCGCCAGAAGGCACCGCCUACGCGGGGUCCCAGGACGACGACAGCGACUGCGUGCAUAACCUGUUACGACUGGACCUCAAGGACCAGGACCUGUUUGGGGCAGACGCCAAGCGAGGUGUGGUCGGCAACGCCGUCGGCCUAUUCUCCUUCAGCAGCUGCAGUUCCGAUCCAGACGCGUCGUCGACCAUCGCCUCGACUGCGUGCGCGCCACGAACGGCCGCUGUCCACAUCAAGCGCGAGAACAUGGAGCUGAAGCUUGACCUGGGCAUAGACGAGGCAGAGCCACUGUGCCCUACGCCCGGCUCCGCGUUCGCCGCCCGUCGACCCACAUACCCAUUUGACAGCUUUGGGGACGUUCGCACCACUGCUCCCGGCCGCGCGUUUGACCCGGCGACACCUCGAGCGCACAGCAUCUCGCUGUGCUCGCCACGCUACCGCGUCGAUGCCAUGCACGCGGCGGCACUAGGCGCUGCCGCCCUGCCCCUGCCGCUGCCGCUGCCUCUCCCCGUGCCCGUUCCCGUGCCCUCAGAACUGUCGACAAGCUCGCCGGCGCCCCUCGACUCGCCCGAGCUCGCCACGCCCAUCAGCGCCCAUGUGCCCCUGCAAGAGCACGACGACGACCCCAAACCCGUCUUCCUAAAUGUCUUUGCGAUCAAGGACAAUGCAUACCAGAGCUUUUCAGAGGCCAUGCAGCCGACGCCGACUGCCACUUCCACGUCGCUCCCGCGCGAUGGAUGCUUUGCGUGA